AAGUGCAAGCCAUUGACGAUCACAGUGACGUUGCUGCGCGAGGUUAAAUCCGUAAAAUCCCCACCAAAGCUAAGUGCAUUUAUUUAUCUAGCUCAAAUCAUGAUAUAGUACUUAAAUAUUAUGCAACUCGUCCCCACCAUGGUUUUUACCACUUGGAUUUGGUCCAUAUAAAUUCCCUCUAUGAUGCAACAGGAAUGAAUAUAUAUAUAUGAUUUCCCCAUCUUUCUGAGUCUGUGAUGAAUGCUGCUGAUUUAGCCCCGUAGUUGUUGCUCCUCCUCCCGCUUAACCCUCCUCAUAAGAGAGAAGAAACAAUUAAGUGGAUAACACCCUCUUAAUCCACUCCAAUUUUCACGCACAUAAACCUCCUUUAAUAAGGAACAUAAACAUAAAUUUUACUUUACCACUCAACAAAUUUAAGUGUGAGAGUGGGUUGUUGUUCUUGAUGGACUAUUGUCUGCGAGAAAUAGAGGGAAAGCAAGCGCAUGACCCGUUGUUCAUGUCAUCCUACUCCACCGUCUGGCUUCAUGGGCCUCUCAUAGUAGGAGCUGGGCCUUCUGGGCUUGCAGUGGCGGCGUGCCUCAAACAAAAAACCAUCCCAACCCUCAUUCUAGAGAGAUCCAACUGCAUAGCUUCUCUGUGGCAGCUUAAAACCUAUGAUCGCUUACGCCUCCAUUUGCCAAAGCAAUUCUGCGAGCUACCCUUCGCGCCUUUUCCCUCGCACUUUCCAACCUACCCUUCCAAGCAACAGUUCGUGGACUACUUGGAGCGCUACGCGGAGAGGUUCGGUAUAAGGCCCAAGUUCAAUGAGACCGUCAAGCAUGCAGAGUUUGAUCAAAACCUUGGCUUCUGGCGCGUGAGGAGCGUCGACAAGGCGGAGAACGCCACCGUGUACAUGUGCCGCUGGCUCAUCGUGGCCACCGGCGAGAAUGCGGAGGCGGCGGUGCCGGAUAUCCAAGGGGUAGGGGACUUUGGAAGGCCCAUAAGGCACACCAGUUUGUAUAAGAGUGGGGAAGAGUUCAGAGAGAAGAAGGUUUUGGUUGUGGGCUGUGGGAACUCGGGGAUGGAAGUUUGCUUGGAUCUUUGCAACCAUAAUGCUACUCCUUCACUUGUCGUCAGAGACACUGUACAUGUUCUACCACGAGAGAUGCUGGGAAAAUCAACUUUCGGGUUGUCCAUGUGGUUGCUGAAGUGGUUACCCAUACGACUUGUCGAUGCGUUUCUGCUAAUGGUGUCAUGGCUGAUGCUCGGUGACACUGCUCGAUUCGGAUUGGAUCGGCCGCGUUUGGGUCCCCUUGAACUCAAAAACAUGUCAGGAAAGACCCCUGUGCUAGAUGUGGGUACCCUUGCCAAGAUUAAAGGUGGAGACAUUAAGGUACGUCCAGGCAUUAAGCGGCUUAAACGUCAUACAGUGGAAUUUGUGGACGGAAGGACAGAGAAUUAUGAUGCAAUCAUAUUGGCAACUGGUUACAAAAGUAAUGUACCCUAUUGGCUUAAGGAAGAAGAUAUGUUCUCUAAGCAAGAUGGGUACCCAAGAAAACCAUUUCCAAAUGGGUGGAAAGGUAAAAAUGGUCUCUAUGCAGUGGGUUUUACCAAAAAGGGACUACUUGGUGCAUCCAUGGAUGCAAAGAGAAUAGCUGAAGACAUUGAACAGUGUUGGGAAGCUGAAGCAAACCAUACAAGUGCUUUUGCUCGCUCACACUUGCCGCAACCAAAUUCAUAAUUGAUGGAUCCUAAUUUGGUUUUGGCUAAGUGCAGACAUAGAGAAGAGAUUGGAAGAAAAAAAUGGCAAUUGAUGUUUGGGUUUGGCCAAGAGGCAAAAGAGAAGAGAUUUAUUGAAGUUGGUACAUUAAUGGAAACGGAGGAUUUUGGUGGUAUUACGCUAUCAUACGUGUUCAUUGCUAGUACCAAAAUGAUGCUCCUCCAAUAUCCAUUUAUGCAUGGGAGAAUUGGGCAAAAGCGAAACAAAAAUGAUGAGGAUUUUACUUUGAUGCCCUUCAGCUUAAUUUUGAUGGAAUCAUCGGGGUUGAGAAGGAGAUGUUGAAUUGAAGUUGAAGCAAAGAAAGAUGGUGGAUUUUUCUUGUGGGGGCCUAGCUUAGGUCCUUGGUUAUGCGUACGUCUUGUACAUAUUGCAUUUUUUUUUUCCUUAAGUAGGUUUGACUUACAAGAGAGAGAGUGAGUGAGAGAAACAGAGUAGGAGAACAUGGUUGAGAAAGCUGAGAUUUCAGUUUAACCUAUAUAUCCUUUUUAUUUUUUUCACCUUCACCUUUUUCUCUAGGGAUAGAGUAUAACAUUUUGAUGUUUUUUUGGUUGCAUGUUUAUGCUUAAAUUGUUUGGCUUGGGUUUA
Messenger RNA from Cajanus cajan (pigeon pea), 2344 nucleotides. Its product is annotated as indole-3-pyruvate monooxygenase YUCCA6. NCBI's taxonomy places the organism in Eukaryota, Viridiplantae, Streptophyta, Magnoliopsida, Fabales, Fabaceae. Gene Ontology annotation, biological process: auxin biosynthetic process. The record is from RefSeq and is a predicted model, not a curated record. Gene Ontology annotation, molecular function: N,N-dimethylaniline monooxygenase activity; NADP binding; flavin adenine dinucleotide binding.